Messenger RNA from Ostrinia nubilalis (European corn borer), 759 nucleotides. RefSeq lists its product as uncharacterized. Bases 1 to 759 code for a protein of 252 amino acids. NCBI's taxonomy places the organism in Eukaryota, Metazoa, Arthropoda, Insecta, Lepidoptera, Crambidae. The transcript is spliced from 4 exons. The record is from RefSeq and is a predicted model, not a curated record.
AUGUUCAAGAAGACAGUAUUACUUCUGGCCAUAGCGUCGGCUUAUGCGACCGAAAUAUCAUCUUCAUACGCCUUACUAGAGAAGCAUUCCACAUUCAAGCCCGACUUGAAGACAGAGCCCAUUGAUGAGAAGCACAGAACAUCUGAGGCUGAACGUCACCCGGUAUACAACCCAGAGGACUACAGACGCGCGUUUGUGAAACCUGUAGAGUCAGCCAAGCCUGUGUCUGCCGACCAUGACCGAAUGCUAGCUGACCAACCUGCUGAAAACAACGCUGAUGUCAGCAGAAUUGACAAUCUACAGAUUCCUGGAUAUGGAUACUACAUGCCCGCACCAACAGACGUGGCUUAUCCUGAUGUCCCAUAUGCACCUGGCUACGGAUAUGCUCCAAGCAACUACGACAUGUAUGUGGAGCCUGACACUUCAGUCGCCAGCAUGCUGUGGAGCCAAGUUCCUGAUUCUAGGUCAAUCGUCGGUUUCGUCGCGACCACCAUAUCCAAGAUAAUGGCGAAUGCGUUUCUUAUUCUUGUCGGUGCUUUUAUUACCGUUGGAGUAUGUUCUUAUACGAGUCUUUGCCAUAUUCAUAUCAAUGGCAUUGGCCCCAUUCAAGAGGAGAUGAGGUCCCUGAUGACUCCUGAGAAGUUACAAAAGAUUGGACACGCCGCCGAAUUCGUUAAAACUGCGAUUGACAAGUACCAGAAGAUCCAAGGAGUUGAAAAUGUUGAAGCUAGCAGAAGACGUCGCUCGAUCUUCUUUUAG